Molecule: messenger RNA, 1086 nt
Organism: Poecile atricapillus (Black-capped chickadee)
Lineage: Eukaryota; Metazoa; Chordata; Aves; Passeriformes; Paridae
Product: loricrin-like
Exons: 1
Coding region: 1-1086 (361 amino acids)
Source: RefSeq, a predicted model, not a curated record
AUGUGCUCCAGACAAAGCUCCGGAGGCUGCCAUGGGAUGUCCUCCCAGUCCAGCGGGUGCCACAGCUCGGGCUCCAGCUGCCACGGGAGCGGCUCCUCCAGUUACCAGUCCCAGGGCUCCUCCUGCUCCGGCAAAAUCAUCAUCAGCUCUGGUGGUGGAGGAGGUGGAUCCUGCUGCAGCGGGGGCUCCUCCGGAUACGGGAUGGGAGGGGGAUACGGUGGUGGCUCCUCAGGAUCCAAGACCAUCAUUGGAGGGGGAAGCAGUGGAGGGUGCUCAGGUUAUGGCAUGGGUGGAGGAUACGGUGGUGGAUCCUCAGGAUCAAAGAGCAUCAUUGGAGGUGGAAGCAGUGGAGGUUCCUCGGGAUGCUGCGGUGGAGGGUCCAGCUAUGGGAUGGGAGGAGGAUACGGUGGUGGAUCCUCAGGAUCAAAGACCAUCAUUGGAGGUGGAAGCAGUGGAGGUUCCUCUGGAUGCUGCGGUGGAGGGUCCAGCUAUGGCAUGGGUGGAGGAUACGGUGGUGGAUCCUCAGGAUCCAAGAGCAUCAUUGUAGGGGGAGGUAGCGGAGGUUCCUCUGGGUACUGUGGUGGAGGAUCUUCAGGUUAUGGCAUGGGUGGAGGGUAUGGUGGUGUGUCUUCAGGAACCAAGAUCAUAAUGGGAGAUGGAGGCAGUGGAGGUUCCUCUGGGUGCUGCAGUGGAGGAUCCAGCUAUGGGAUGGGUGGAGGAUACGGUGGUGGAUCCUCAGGAUCCAAGAGCAUCAUUGUAGGGGGAGGUAGCGGAGGUUCCUCUGGGUACUGUGGUGGUGGAUCUUCAGGAUACGGGAUGGGAGGAGGGUACGGUGGUGGCUCCUCAGGAGGGAAGACCAUCAUUGGAGGUGGAGGCGGUGGUGGAUCCUCCGGAUGCUGCAGUGGAGGAUCCAGCUAUGGGAUGGGCGGAGGAUACAGCAGCAGCUCCUCAGGCCAGACCAUCAUCAUCAGCUCUGGAGGUGGCGGCGGAGGCUCCUCCCAGCAGAAAUGUCCCAUUGUCGUCCCCAGCGUGGUGUCCCACCAGAGCAAGCAGAGCUGCUACUGGCCCUACAGCCAGCACAAGUGA